AUGUCUCAGUCCGGAUCCUACCCAGACCCAGACGUGUCAAAUGGCACCAUUGUCUACGGCCCACUAGGUAUUUGUUCAGACCUUGAUACCCCGAGAGGAAGAGAAGAGGAGGAGGGAGAAGAAGAUGAUGAGGAGGUGGAACUAGCCGAGGAAGUGGGGGAGGAGGUUUUGAUGAUGACUGAAGCAGAAGAGGGGCAAGCCGAACAAGACAGCAGAGAGCAGAGUGAAAGGGAGGAAGUGAGGGUUACCCAAGUGGCCCUGAUACCAAAUGAAGCAAUACGAGAGGGGGAGAGACCAGGUGCCAGACAGGAAGUAAACGGGGAGGCAGGAGUAGAAGUGAGGGAUGAAGAGCACAACAUGAUAGAAGAACAGACAAGAGAGACCAAAGCUGCACCAGAGUCAAAAGACACAAAGGCAAUGAUUGGAAGUCAUUCUUCAGCAUUGAUUAAGCUUGAGAAAGGCCAGGAGCAGUUAAUAAACAGCAAAGAGGAAAAGGAACACCAGAAGGUGUCCACUUCUCUUGAUGCAGAGCAUGGUCAGCACUCAGGUACUCUAGUAGAAGAGCCAGGAGAGGGUCCACAGUCGUGUUCAGGAAACUCAGACAAAGCAGAAGUUGUUACUCUACCAACCAAUGGUGAUGUAACAGUACACUUUGAGGAUGCAUCAGGAGAUGUGACCCCUGUUACCAUGGGAAUAAAAGAACAAGUCCACUAUCAAGAGGAUCGAUGCCGAACCUCAACUGUUCAAUACAUUGGAAUACACUUUGAUACAUGUGCUAUAAUCCAACCGGUGGUAAAUCAGACGGACCAAUUAACCAGUGAGAAGAAUGAUGAGAUGGAAAACACUGAUAAGAAGGACAAAGCAGAAUCCAGCAAACAGGAAGUUGCUGGACAACAGGAGGGUUGUAUAGAAGCAAAAGUUCAGGAUGAGGUAACCAACGAGUUUGUGAAAGAUGCAAUGACCUCUCAUGAUGUCCUAGAAAUAGAGGGUGAAGUGAAUCAGAAGGUAGAGACACCGGACUUUGCCUUUGGAACCUCUGAAGAACAGCCACAGACAGAAGGAGGGAUCGAGGAAACAAGGAUGGCAAGGAUCAACAAAGUGCGAAAGGUUGGGGUUACUACUCUAACUGUGAUGGAUGGGAGAGGACACAGUAUGGAAGAGGACUGGAAGACGGGUGAUAACGUUAUUAGAGAGUCAAUGGGGGAAGAAGAGCACAGAGGAAGAGGUGAGCUAAAAGUGCAACAAGAGAAGAGUGUUCAAGUUGAAAACCAGGCUAAGGAAGAUCUUCCAGAACCACUACCGCAGUGUGCGGAGGAGGUACCGUUAGGCAAACAGCAGGAUGUGGAAUUGGACGAGGUGGAGGAAGUCUUUGAACUCGAGGAAGGGCAUGAAGAUGUACCUGAUAACGCUGGAGUAGAGGCCACAAGUAGAGGUAGAGGUGAUUCACAAGAACAUGCUUCACAGCUUCUCAAAGAAGGAGGAACCGAUUGGGGAGAAACACUGAGAAAACAGCUAAGAGAGCAUGCCCUUGUCGAAGAUGAGAAGGGAGGAGGAGCAGAAGAAGAAGCAAAGGAAGGAGAGGGCGAGAUGGCGGAAGAGCCUGUGACUGUUUUAGACGAUGAGAUUGAAGAGAUAGAGGACAGUCUGAGGAGAGAACUUGAAGAACAAAAGCCUGCCACCAUUACACCCCCUUCUGAACACACCACACUGGAGACAAAGGAUCAAGAUACUCAAGAACUGCAAGAAGAGAAGCUUGAACUUGUAAAGAAGGAUGAGAAUGAGAAAGAAGAAAAAGAAGAGGUGGAGAAGUAUGAGAGGCCAACUGAUGGCAACAGAAAGGUAGAGUUGGAUAUAAAUGAAAGAGUUAAAGGACUGAAACAAGCAAUGGAGAAUGGGAUCUUGUAUCGUGAGCCACAGCCGCUCAGGAUGGAAGAAUGGGGGACGGCACGAGUGCUGUCACCCAGAAGGAAAGAUAAUGACUGGAUUAAAAAGGUUCAACCAGAGGAAGAGAGCACACCAGACAUGAAACUCUGGAGGAAAGAACUGAGGCCUGUGAAAAAAGAUAUCUGGGAAUCUGAGGGGGGGAGAAAAGAGGCAGAGAAUAGCCCUGCGAGGAAGGAGGACUGGAUAAAGGAGCUGAAGUCAGUGAUCAAACAUGAGACCCUAUACAAAAAGAAGGAUGAGCAUGUAAAGAAAAAGCGAGUGGUGCUGCUGGAGGAUAGCCAUUCGUACAUCCCCCAGCGGGAGGAGAUGAUCAAAGAGAAAAGAGAGGAGGUGAAACUGAUCACCCACAAGAGGAUGGAGAACCCUUUGCUUGGGCACAGGAACAGCAGAACACCCCUAGACCAGGACUACGAGAUCUCCCUGUAUGUCAAGGCGGGAAGUGAUGGGGAGAGCAUUGGUAACUGUCCAUUCUCUCAGAGACUCUUUAUGAUCCUGUGGCUUAAAGGAGUCAUCUUCAACGUCACCACCAUCGACCUCAAACGGAAGCCGGCCGACCUGCAGGACCUCGCUCCAGGAACAAACCCUCCCUUUGUGACCUUUAAUGGCGAAGUCAAGGUCGAUGUCAACAAGAUCGAGGAGUUCCUGGAGGAGAAACUGAUCCCGCCACGCUACCCCAGACUGGCUCCCAGACAUCCUGAAGCCAACACAGCGGGCAUCGAUGUGUUCGCCAAGUUCUCAGCUUACGUCAAAAACCCGAGGAAAGACACCAACGACGCCCUAGAGAAGACCUUGCUGAAGUCUCUCCGGCGUCUUGAUGACUUCCUGAGGACCCCUCUGCCGGAGGAAAUCGAUGCCGACGCCUCAGGAGACCUGCCUGAGUCCUCCAGGAGCUUCCUGGACGGGUCUGAGCUCUCCCUGGCUGAUUGCAACCUGCUGCCUAAACUACACAUCCUGAAGGUCGUAGCCAAGAAAUACAGAGGCUUUGAGAUCCCAGCAGAGAUGGCAGGAGUGUGGAGGUAUUUAAACUGCGCAUACCAGAGGGAGGAGUUCACCAGCACCUGCCCCGCUGAGAGGGAGAUCCACUUUGCCUAUCUGGAUGUCGCAAAGCAAAUCAAAUGA
Messenger RNA from Cyclopterus lumpus (lumpfish), 3063 nucleotides. RefSeq names its product chloride intracellular channel protein 4. NCBI's taxonomy places the organism in Eukaryota, Metazoa, Chordata, Actinopteri, Perciformes, Cyclopteridae. The transcript is spliced from 8 exons. Bases 1 to 3063 code for a protein of 1020 amino acids. The record is from RefSeq and is a predicted model, not a curated record.